Molecule: messenger RNA, 453 nt
Organism: Knipowitschia caucasica
Lineage: Eukaryota; Metazoa; Chordata; Actinopteri; Gobiiformes; Gobiidae
Source: the annotation of a GenBank genome assembly
AUGGCGUUAGCGUUGCGUGUGUCAGUGCUCACCACAGCACCCUCGUCGAGCUGGGAAGAGAAGAGCAAAUCCACCGCCAUGCCGUCCGAGUCCACGGGAGCAGACACGCCAGCAACGCCGCUCCCCAGAAAACCCCGAAAACCAUCCGGACCCGCAGGAAUCGCGCACCGCCGAUCCCCAGCACCCAGCUCGGCCACGGCAUCGGAGCAGACCCCACCGGUGGCGACGAACAGACUCUCCGUGCACACGGAGGGCCCCUCCGCCACCGAGCCACGCAGACACCCCACGCAGGAACCACUCCGCAAGGACCACCGCCGCUCCACCGACACCGAGACCACCGCCGCGCCGCCCCCGGUGUCCGCGGGGGCCGCCAGAGACGAACCACAGGUAGGCAGCUUGGGUGGAUAUACGACAUCAUCUGUUGACAUGCCGACUGGACCAGGGCAUUGGUGA